This is a messenger RNA of Aspergillus alliaceus, 1020 nucleotides long. Its product is annotated as GNAT family N-acetyltransferase. Lineage: Eukaryota; Fungi; Ascomycota; Eurotiomycetes; Eurotiales; Aspergillaceae. The transcript is spliced from 2 exons. The record is from RefSeq and is a predicted model, not a curated record. The coding region runs from base 129 to 740 and encodes 203 amino acids. Gene Ontology annotation, molecular function: acyltransferase activity, transferring groups other than amino-acyl groups.
AGUGUCCCCGCUAAAUCCCUCGACUAUUUAUCCUAGUCGUAGUACCUCUCCAAGAAGCCCCAGGAUCAUUUACCUUCACCCAAAACUCUACCUCAAUCCUCACCAAUCUCACAAUUCCACUUCCCACAAUGACAAUAUCCACGUCCCCAAAAUCCCCCCUGUCCCUCGAACCAGCAACCCUAAAAGAUAUCCCCGCCCUAACCGAACUCUGGUACAACGCCUUCCGCAACUCCCCCAUAAUAGCCAUCUGGCCCGACACCCCAGGCGUCCACCAAUGGUGGAACGAAGCCAACACCCACGACAUGCUCCACAAACCGGGCGAAAAGUACCUGAAGAUCGUGGAUACACAAACCAGGCGCAUCGCUGCAUACGCCAAGUGGUCUCUUGAAUCGGCGGAAGAACGCGGGCGACGAUUCCCUGCCUGGCACUCGGACAUGAACGCUCAGGGUAAUGAGGAGUUUUUGGAAAACAUGGAGACUGGGCGGGAUAGACUUGUUGGGGGGAGAAAGAAUUUCUAUUUGGAUAUGAUUGCGACGCAUACGGAGUACCGCAAGAUGGGUGCGGCGAGGAUGUUGAUCGAGUGGGGCUGUGCGGUGGCGGAUCGAGAGGGUGCAGCGGUUUAUAUUGAUGCUAGUCAGCAGGGAAGGCCGGUUUAUGAAAAGUUUGGAUUUGUAGAUUUCAGUGAUGAGAGGAGUGCUGCUGCUGGUUUGGCGUCUAUGGUGAGGGAGCCGAUGGUGUAAGAGUGAGCCGACUUCUUCCGUUUAGCUUUCUUUUGAUUUUGAAGCGCGAUAGCCGGUAUUUGGGAGUGAGCUAGGCUAAUCCGAGUAGUCUGUUCUGUGGUCCGGUCGAGGCCACUACACGUUGAAUAGAUUUACAGGCUAGGAACUGGCCGAGGAUGAGAGCAGGGGUAUAUUUCUGGACCGUUUCCUGACAGAAAAAUCAGGCAUUAUGGAACACAUCUUGGAAUCCCGGUCGAACGAGAAUACCGGCGGUAGAAUGAUUGCAAGGCGCAUCUUGGAG